AUGAACUGUUUUUCAACCAAAAAUGAGCAGGAUAUAUUUCUUCAAACACUUAUUGAUAAGUCAGAUAUAAAACAGAGGCGUCCUCGAAAAGAAAAUGCUACACAGAGGCAAAAUGCCUUUCAAUUCUAUGUUUUAAAACAAACUGAUAAAGUUAAAGUCUGCAAGAACACAUUUAUCAGCCUGUAUGGAAUUACAGAAGCCAGAGUUCGCAGACUUUGUGAUUUGCUUAAUGAAGGGAAGAGUCCAAUAGAUAAGAGAGGAUGCCACCCGAAAGCAAAUACAGUGCCUCCUGAAAUAUGCCAAAAAAUACACGAACACAUCCUCUGCUUUCCUAGGAAAAAGACACAUUAUGCAGGAAAAGACAUAGAUUAUCUUGAUGCACAAUUGGAUGUCAAAAAAAUGCAUUCAAUGUUUAAUGAACAAUAUCCAGAUCUCGAUGUAAAGUACAAAUUUUACUUGAAAUACUUUAAUGAAAACUUUACCCUCAGAUUUGGUCGACCACAAGUCGACACAUGUAUAACUUGCGAAGAACUAUCAACAAAAAUAAAACAAUCCAACUUAUCAGAAAAUGCAAAACGUUCAGUAGUAGCUCAGUUAAUGAUCCAUAAAAGACGUGCCAAGAAGUUUUAUAACAAAAUUUCAUCAGUUCAAGAUCUUUGUAAAGAACAAGAUGAUGUUGCAGCGAUAACAUUCGAUUUUAUGCAAAAUCUACCAUUACCACACAUACCUAUACAAAACAUUUUUUAUUUACGGCAAUUAUGGGUUCACUGUUUUGGUAUUAAGGAUUUAAAAACAGGCAAAUCGACAUUUUACAUGUAUCAUGAAGGUAUUGCUAACAAAGGAGCCAAUGAGGUUUGUUCAAUGUUGAUGCAUAAUAUAAAAAAUAAUAUUGGGCCAAAUAUUAAGUAUUUAUAUCUUUUUUCCGAUGGCUGCCCCGGUCAAAAUAAAAAUAAUACAAUGUUGAGAUUUAUGUUGGCUUUGACUGACUCUAAAAGAUUUGAAAAAGUUUAUCAGUAUUUUCCCACACGAGGUCACUCCUUUUUACCAAAUGACCGUGAUUUUGGAGUCCUAAAAAAAAAUGAUCGAAAGCAUGAUCGUAUUUACGUCCCAGGAGAAUACAUUGAUUUGGUUUCGAACUCCAGCUCAACAUUUACAGUCGUAGAACUGAAAACUGAAGAUGUUUUAGAAUUUAAGAAAUGGUGGCCAAAUUUGUACAAAAAAACAUGUUUGUCAACUGAAUCUUAUGGAAAAAAAGUCCCAAAGGACCAGAAAAAGUCAUUUGCUCCUUCGACAUACAUGAGUUUUCAGUAUGAUUCAGAUAGAAAAGGAACUAUCAUAGCCGAGGAAUAUAUUGAUGGAUUGAUCAAACAUUCGUUCUCAUUAAUAAAGAAAAUAACAACUUCUAUUUCACUUCCAUCAAAUAAAGCCUAUGAUUUGAAAGUGCCCAUCAAUAAAAAAAAAAAUAGAUGAUUUAAAACAAGUUGAAGAUAGCAUUCUGGAAGAGCAUAUGCCAUUUUAUAACAACAUUUUUAGCUGGCCAACUGCAAUAAUUGUUGAAAAUAAUCCAGAUGAGAAUGAUGGAGAAUAUGACUAUGUACCAUAAAAAUAUAAAAAAAUAACAAGUUAAUGUAUCUAAAAUGUUAAUAAGAUUAUUUUGAAGUGCAAUUCUUAAUUAUAAGCAAUAAAAAAUAUGAUUACUACGAUUGUUUUGUUUAAAUUAUAUGCCACUAAACCUAUUCCUUGCUAAAACAACAUAAGUUUUUAACUGUUUUUUCAGAUUUUUUUCAUUAUGUCUAUUAAUAAAAUGUAAAGAUUAUACGCUAUUUUAAUUUCUUAUCACUCAAAUACUAAACUAAACAUUAAAAAGCCCUUUAAAACUCAUUUGUUUGUGUAUGAAACAGUUUUUAUUGAUUUCUGAAAAAUUAUAAUUCUGUGACUUAUGAGGUUUUUGAAAUGACCGAUUCAAUUCUAAUUGACUACUUUUCAAAACAGGAAACAAUCCCUGUUUCAGAAUGGAUCAUGCCAAGAAAAAAAAACAUGUUUCCUAUGGAUGACGAAAAUAUUCCGAAAUCGUCGACAAAGAAUAUGGCACGAAUAUUUUUUAAUAAAUAUUUAUAUUUUUAUAGAUAUAUUAUCUUUGCUAUUUAUAUUAUAUAGCCUAUGAUUUGGCUAAACUUGUUUCUUUUAAUUUUUGUCCGAUCUUAGCAGUCGUGGUUUUAAUUUUUAAAUCAUUUAUUUAUAUUUUAUUCCUUUUAGUGAGCAGCUAUUUAUGUAUAAAGAUUAUAUAUUUUUAAUGAACCUUUAAUCUAUACCCAUAAAGUUAUGAUUAAAAAAAACAUACUUUUUUAAAUGGCGUCACACGUCCCCAUACCUAUUUAAUAU
Diatraea saccharalis (sugarcane borer) is the source of this 2382-nucleotide messenger RNA. NCBI's taxonomy places the organism in Eukaryota, Metazoa, Arthropoda, Insecta, Lepidoptera, Crambidae. The record is from the annotation of a GenBank genome assembly.